UGGGACACCUAUUGCAGUGACGGAUUGAUCGAUAUUUAAAGUGUUCUGUCAAACCUAUUCAUCUAUACGACCUAAGAGUGCCUGUGACGCUACAAUCAAACCAUCAACUCCUCCUCCCUCUUCUACCAACCUGGGACACCUAUUGCAGUGACGGAUUGAUUAAUAUUUGAAGUGAUCUGUCAACCCUAUUCACUUUUACGAUCUAGAAGUGCUCGUAACCACCUGAAAACCUCUUGGAUUGAUCAAUGUUUUAAGGGAUCUUUUUACCCCAGUCAUCUUAACGACAUCCCCACCUGUGUGCAAGUCCCUCAGUGAAUUGGUGACUUUCUUGUGACCUGAAAAUUUAUAAAGCCACUCGUAAUAGUCACUAAUUAUCAUUCUUUACCACUAUCAUCUAGUCUUUAACACGUCUUGGACUUAAGCUACGGUUAAUGUAUAAGUGUUCUCGACUGGAAAUUCGUCUUGAAAUGAGCGGCGGAAAAACUCAGUAAGACAAGUGAAAGCGAUCAAGUGGAAAGUGAAAAGGAAUCCAAGACUACACAAGAAAACGAGACUGAAGUGCCAAACAGAAGAUCUUUUAAGAGAGUGCCACAAAGUCCAAGAAUCGUAAGGAUAAGGGGGUGCCAAGAGUGUGCCAAGAGAGUGCCAAUUCGUGCCAAACCAGUCCCAAGGGAAAUUGAUCUAGAUAAGCAAGCAGUGGAGCGUGCCAUCAGGAAAGCUUACCACCCCAGUCAACCUAACCAGGAGUGCCACCAAACCCCAGAGUCCUAAGAGCCAAUAAUACCAGACAGAUGCCAUAACCGUGAGACACAGUGACAUCAACAAAUAAAAAAAAGAAUCAAUUACUCCACGUGGAAGAAGAAGAAAAGGAAGAACAGAAGAAUAAUCACGGGAAGUAAAGAGAGGGAGAGAAAGAGAGAGAGAGAGAGAGAGAGAGGAAGAGAAAAAAAGGCACGGAAAGCUGGAGGUAGAGCGUGAGGGCCUUGAGAAAAUUGUAAGCGUAAGAAGUUGAAGAAAGAAAUCGCCAAAAUGAAGAUGAAAUUCGCAGCCGGAGCUCUGAAGAAGGGGUCUGAGAGCGGCAGCGACAACUCUGUGGUGGUGGAGACCGACGACGAGCAGCUGGUGUACUCGUGGCACCGCGUCAACGUGUACACCACGCUGACCUCCGUGCGGGGCUCCGGCGUGUUCAAGAGGAAGACGAAGGAGUCCAGAGAGAAGCACAUCCUCAAAGACGUGACGGGCGUAUGCCGGCCUGGCGAGCUGCUGGCCAUCAUGGGCGCCUCGGGGGCGGGCAAGACCACGCUGUUGAACGUGCUGACGCACCGCAACAACGACAAGCUGCGCGUCACCGGCGACCUCUUCGUGAACGGCCGCCGCGUCGACCCCGACACGCUGACCAGCCGCUCGGCCUACGUGCAGCAGGACGACCUCUUCAUCGGCCUCAUCACCGUGCGGGAGCAGCUCAUCUUCCAGGCCAUGGUCAGGAUGGACCGUCACCUCACCUACAGCCAGCGCAUGACCAGGGUGGACGAGGUCAUUAGCGAGCUGGGCCUCACUAAAUGCGCGGACACCAAGAUCGGAGUGCCGGGCAGAAUCAAGGGCAUAUCAGGCGGCGAGAUGAAGAGGCUGGCGUUUGCUUGUGAGGUCCUCACCAACCCACCCCUGAUGUUGUGCGACGAGCCCACCUCCGGCCUGGACUCGUUCAUGGCCCAGAACGUGGUGGCCGUGAUGAAGAACAUGGCGGAGCGGGGCAAGACCAUCAUCUCCACCAUCCACCAGCCCAGCUCCGAGGUCUACGCCAUGUUCGACCGCGUGCUGCUGAUGGCCGAGGGGCGGGUAGCGUUCCUAGGGGAGGUUGACGCGGCCUACGAGUUCUUUAGCAGAAUCAACAUGCCGUGCCCACCCAACUACAACCCCGCCGACUUCUUCAUCUCCACGCUCGCCGUUCAGCCUGGCAAGGAGGACGGCUGCAGGAAGGCGAUUAACAUGAUCUGCGACGAGUUUGCCAAGUCCGAGGAGGGACUGAGCAUUGAAAAGGCCGUCAAGGAGAAUUCGGCGGAGGGGGAGCAGCAGCCGGGGUACGACAGCCAGGUGGACGUGGACGUGAAGAAGUCGCCGUACAAGGCCUCGUGGUGGACGCAGUUUCGCAACGUGCUGUGGCGGUCAUGGCUGGAGGUGAUCCGUGAACCCAUGCUCAUCAAGGUCCGGUUCUUCCAAGUCAUGGCUAUUGCGCUCCUCAUCGGCGUCAUCUACUUCGGUCAGAGUCUAACCCAGGAAGGCGUGACCAACAUCAACGGCGCCCUCUUCCUCCUUCUCACCAACAUGACCUUCCAGAACGUCUUCGGUGUCAUCAAUACGUUCUGCGCCCAGCUUCCGCUCUUCCUUCGCGAGCACUUCAACGGCAUGUACCGCACAGACGUCUACUUUAUCUCCAAGAUGAUGUCUGAGCUGCCCUUCCAUGUGAUCUACCCCUUCGCCUUCGUCUCCAUCGCCUACUACAUGGUCGGCUUCACUAACAACGUGGUCGACUUCUUCGUCUGCGCCCUCAUCGUCAUCCUGGUGGCCAACUGCGCGGUGUCCUUCGGCUACAUGAUCUCCUGCAUGUCCCGGAACCUGAGCAUCGCCUUGGCCAUCGCCUCGCCGCUCAUCAUUCCACUCAUGCUCUUCGGUGGCUUCUUCCUCAACAGCGGGUCCACGCCCGUCUACCUCACGUGGCUCAAGUACCUCUCCUGGUUCAGCUACGGCAACGAGGCUCUGCUCAUUAACCAGUGGUCGGACGUGAAGAGCAUCGCGUGCAGGUCCAACGAGACUUGCUACCCCGACGGCCACGCGGUGCUCUCCUUCCUUCACUACGAGGGCGGCACAGUGACUGCCAACGUGGUGAACCUGGUGAUCCUCAUGGUGGGUUACCGACUCCUCGCCUUCUUCGCCCUCCUGGGAAAGACCUAUAGGAAGCAGUAACGGGGGUAGUCGCAGUAGUAGUGGUGGUGGUCGUGGUGGUGGUAGUGGUGGUGUAGAGAUUGGAUUUGGUGGUGAUUUUGGAGGUGAUAUUGGUAGCGGUGUUAGUGGGGGUGUAAUGAUUAGUACUGGUGAUAGAGAUGGUGGUGAUGGUGUUGGUGUUAUCUGCGGUGGUGUUAGUGGUGAUGAUGGAGGUGCUGGAGAUGGUGGUGAUAACUGGUGAUGAGAAAAGGGAUGUAGUGGGCGUUGUUGGUGGUGAUAGUAGUAAAAAUGAUGAUGAUAUUGGUCGUGGAGUUGAUAAUGGUGGUGGUGGUGGUGUUAGUGGUGUUGAUGAUGGUGGUGGUGUUAGUGGUGUUGAUGGUGGUAGUGGUGUUGGUGAUGGUGGUGGUGUUAGUGGUGUUGAUGAUGGUGGUGGUGUUAGUGGUGUUGAUGAUGGUGGUGGUAUUAGUGGUGUUGAUGGUGGUGGUGGUAUUAGUGGUGUUGAUGAUGGUGGUGGUGUUAGUGGUGGUGAUGGUGGUGGUGGUGUUUGUGGUGUUGAUGAUGGUGGUGGUGUUAGUGGUGUUGAUGAUGAUGGUGGUAUUAGUGGUGUUGAUGGUGGUGGUGGUGUUAGUGGUGUUGAUGAUGGUAUUGGUCGUGGCGUUGAUAAUGGUGAUGGUGGUGGUGUUAGUGGUGUUGAUGGUGGUGGUGGUGUUAGUGGUGUUGAUGGUGGUGGUGGUGGUGUCUGUCCGUCUACCUGUCAAACAAGAGACUGUCGCACCUGGUCCUAGAAUAAGAUAAUUAGAUUUUUUUUGUAGAUCCACUUUUAUACAAUGUCGUUCUCCCUCUGUCUAUCUGUCUUUACUAUUCCAUUCUAUUCUUACUCUUAUUAUCAUUAUUUCUAUCCUUACUUACUUUAUAUACAUUAUUUACUUUUAUUUUUUUCUAUAUAAUUGUUUC
Molecule: messenger RNA, 3894 nt
Organism: Eriocheir sinensis (Chinese mitten crab)
Lineage: Eukaryota; Metazoa; Arthropoda; Malacostraca; Decapoda; Varunidae
Gene: w
Product: protein white-like
Exons: 12
Coding region: 1030-2961 (643 amino acids)
Biological process (GO): transmembrane transport
Cellular component (GO): plasma membrane
Molecular function (GO): ATP hydrolysis activity; ATP binding; ABC-type transporter activity
Source: RefSeq, a predicted model, not a curated record